Molecule: messenger RNA, 2071 nt
Organism: Folsomia candida
Lineage: Eukaryota; Metazoa; Arthropoda; Collembola; Entomobryomorpha; Isotomidae
Product: malectin
Exons: 7
Coding region: 635-1597 (320 amino acids)
Cellular component (GO): membrane
Molecular function (GO): carbohydrate binding
Source: RefSeq, a predicted model, not a curated record
UCUCAUCCGCCCCAAAAAAACGAAACCUGACUCUUUUUCUACCCUUCAUUAUAUUACACAACUAAUCGUAUAACUAAAAAAUAUUCUAAUAAAAAGUGCAACACUAAUCCUCUCCCUUUAUUUACACGUUGCAAUUUCCUGGAACACAAAACCAUACACAAAACCACAGACACCAUUGUAUUUCCCCUCUUGGAUAGUCCAGUCCAGUCGUAUAAGUAAUUUUCAUGCAUGGCUACUCCGAAUGUUUGUUUGUGUCGAUUCAAUUCUCGAUUCAAUAGCAAUAUUACAGGUAUUGGAUUAUUAUUGGGGGCGUCUCAUUUCUUGCCGUGUUUGUAGCUGACCCUGCUUUUAGCUAAUAUCCUGCCAUCCUGCAUAUUAUUUAUUGACAAAGUCUGAUAGGAAAGAGGACCCAAGGAAGGAAAACAAGUGUCCACUUUCACUAAUACUUUCACUCUGAGAGAAAAGCACCAGAAAAAACACAUCGCCGUCCAUCCGUCCGUCGAUAGAAAUGACACGACAACCGAACUAAUAAAAACUCACCACACUCAAGUUGAGAGUGUAGCAGGUGAACUCUGCAAAAAAAAUCCUCUCUGUUUUUUGUUUUCUUUAAAAAUCUAGUUUUUUUUGUAAAAAAAUGUUCGGAAACUUAUUUCUCAUCGUGCUCUUUCUCGAGUUAAGUUUGGCUCAGAUUCAAAGAGCACCCCUCCCGACCAGAGUGAUCAUUGCUGUCAACGCUGGGGGUCCUGCGCAUCGAGAUAUUUACGGAAUAAAUUAUGCCGCCGAUAAAUUAGAGGAAGGAGAGAGGUCGGACUAUGGGAUGCGGUACGAUAUUGAACGUGCCCCUCUGGACGAUGGGAUUUUGUACCAGACUGAACGGUACACGUUGGAUGACUCUUUCGAAUAUGAAAUUCCCCUGAGGAAGGAUGGCAGCUAUGUUUUGGUACUUAAAUUUAGCGAGGUUUACUUCAAAUCGGCAGGACAAAAGGUAUUUAACGUGGCUUUGGACGACUUCACGAUCCUGUCACACUUGGAUAUUUACCGUGAAGUAGGUUUAGCCACGGCACAUGACGAGGUCAUCCCUUUUAUAGUGAAGAACAAUGCAAAAAAGUUGAAAAUUCAUGACUCCGAGGUUCCCAUUCGGAACGGAAAAGUUAAUCUCAGAUUUUUGCGGGGGUUAGCAGACAAUCCUAAAAUUAAUGCAUUCUACGUUGUUCAAGGCACAAUUUACGAGAUUCCAAAACUACCCCCACUUAUGCCCCCGCAACACAUUCGUCGUCAACAACAGCAAAUUCAAUCUCGUGAAGAAUUCGAAGAAGAGGAUGUAGUUUUUGAAGAUGAGGACAACGAAGAAAUCAAUCUUUACGGGUCCAACGUAGGAAGUGAUAUGGACGACAAGAAUCUCAAGAUGUUCUCUUCUGAGAAUAGCAAACGUGUCCGUCGCAGCGGCCCUGUCCAGCAUGUUGACCCAUGGGAGUUGAAGAGCCAACAAGAUAAAUGGUUUCCCAUCGUGAUAACAGUGAUCUCAUUCCUCGUGGCCUGCAUCGUCCUUUACAUCUCGAUAGGAAUGAAGAAUAAAAAUGUACAAAAAACUAAAUAGUCAAAAUUACUGGAUAUCUAAUUAGUGGAUCCAUCAACUUCAAUUAACUGAAAAUAAUGUGAUACAUCAGCCAACAAGUAAAUUAUCAUGUCGAUAAGUCAUCAAUACUGCCACUCUUGUUAUCUUGAUUUUGCAAAUGUCAAAAUCAGUGCCUUAAAAAAUGUUUUUAAACUAAUUUUCUCACUCUUUUGAGUGGUUCUAAACGCUAAGUAAUUUUAAUGAAUUGUUCAUUACUUUUUAAUUAAUUUGUAUGAAAUAUAUGAAUAUCAACAAAUGUCUGCUUUUAUCCAUUUAUUACACGAUAAUUAAGUCAAGUAUAACACAAUUUUCAGUCUUUAAAUAAAAAUGCCUCGAAAUUAGCCACUUCCUAAAUAUUACGUACGACGACACGUCAUAAUAUAAUGUUAACAUAAAAACACCAACAAUUAAGAAAGAAGGAUAAUUAAGUUACGCCCAACCAUGAUUAAAAAUUAA